UUGCAGCUGCGCGUUCCCUGCAUGUGGCCUCCCUGAUCCCUCCUCCACACCCUCCCCCCCGUGGUUGAUCGCCCACAUCCCUCCUCCCAUCAAUCACCUAAGCAAAGCCCCGUUAUCGCCCUUUCUCCCGAAAUGGCUGACGUCGACGUGGCCAGUUACUACAACCUACCCUCGGCUUUUCCCGAAGAAUGGCCGGCCGAGCUGGACGAAAGCGACCAUUCAGAAGAUGAGGUUCUGGAACGUCGUGGCUCGCGCUCGGAGAGAUCCCGAUACUUUGCUCUUGAGCGCAGCAAUAGCACCAGGAAGGGGGUCACGCUAGGAUCAUUCAAAGGGAGCAAUGGCCGGGAGAACCUUGUAAAAAUGGAUGAGCCAGACCCUCUGGGAUCCGGGGACAGUGUGCUCAAGAUCCUCAAAACGCGAGGCUUGUCUCUAGAUGAAGAGAGUCGCUUGCGGAAUCGCUUCUUGCUCUCAUCCACCUCCUUCUCCCCGGCGCUCUUCCUCUCCCAAGUCCACUCCGAUGCAUCAAUACGGUCCCUCCUCGACGGCCUCAACAUCCUUUCGCAAUCGAUCGAUCAGAAGUCAGCUUCGUUGAAAGUCCUCGUUGAAGCGAACUUCGAGCGUUUUGUUCGGGCCAAAGCGACGAUCGACAGUGUCUAUACAGAGAUGAGGAAUCAAGGCAAGAAGGAAGAGUUUUUAAGCCCUCAAGCCAACCGCCGGUCGGUUGGUCAUUUCCGGAACCUUUCUGGGAGCAAACACAGCAUAUCUACCUCUGCCAUUGCCGAUGCUGGGCCUGGAAAGAACGCUCUGACGAAGGAGAGUGAAUACGGCAUGAAGGGCAUCCGCGUUCCUUUGUUAGAGGCGUCUGUUAAAGCAGAGGAGUUAUGGGGACCUGCAUUGGGUGGACGCGAGAGAGAGCAAGUGUUAAAGUCGGUAGUCGACACCAUGGAGAAACACAGGGAUAUCUAUGAAAUAGGCGGUCUUCUUUCCAAGUCGAUCAAACAGAGGGACUUUGACUCUGUUUUUGAGCAAUACGGAAGAGCGAGAGCCCUUUCGAAGACUGCAAGGGACAUUGCAGACACGGCAACGAACCAGCGUCGGCCGUUGACAGAUGAGGAAGCGCAUGUUAUUCUGGCCAUGGGUAGGAUGUGGAUGGAUGUUGAUUCACAAAUACAAACCUUCAAACGUGAUCUGUGGAGGCGUCUCAGCGAUGCACCCACCACAUCGACGACAGUUACUGCUACUGGUCCAGUUGAGGAGCACAUGGAACUUAUCGGUGCUCUUUUGGAGAUCGGAGUGGAAAACAACCCUAUCUGGGUCUGGCUUCUCAGUCGCUACGACUUUCUCAAAAAGAAAAUCACCGCCUUCUGUGAGCGUUGCAAGACUGAGAUAGAAAUCCUGAGGCGUCGGCUGGCUAGCGGUGAGAAACCCACGCCUCAGGCAGUGGCAUCAUAUCUCUGGCUGGCACCACGCGACGGCUCCCUAGACACCCAGACACUGCGAGAUACCGAUCAAGUCAUUGAGCUUUGGGAAUGUAUCAGUACCUACUUGAGCAGACUGUUAUCAUCCCAAGGGGGUCUUCUUGGCGAAGUCUUUGAUUUCUGGGAAGUAGCCCAAUCCUUCAUCGACGGCAGCAGGCAGAAGCUUCUCCCGGCUGGGUUUGAGGGAGAAAGCCGUAAACACCAUCGACUCUCUUCCAGUAACGCGAGGGACCUGCAGAAAGGCGCUAUCGAGCUGGUCAAUCUAAUCCGCGAAAGCGUCCUUUCGUUAUUCGCCGACGCCCCAGUGGACGAUGUUUCCCUUUUGACGUCUCCUAUAUCUACAGCAAGCCCCAGUAGUCCCGGAAGUCGGGGCGUGACUCCGACAGAGUCCCGGUUCAAGCUUGACCCGAAGAACAUGCCAUUUCCCACGCCGAAACGGGGAGAGCAUUGGGAAGACUAUGCCUUCUGGCCACCCUUCUCGAAUUCACUCAGCGGCGUGCACUAUCUUGGUCAAUGUCUAGUGCUCAUCGGCACGGCGGCUAGUGAGAUGGCCGCAUUGGAGCCCGUGUUGAACAGUCCCAACACCCAUGAUCUUCUCAAGUCUCUAGUGAGUGUGGCACGCGAGCGCUCGGUACGUGUCGCAUGCGCAGCUUGGGGUAAAGACGCCGAAAUCUGCAAAAUGCUAGAAGACUGGACACGCGACCCGGAGAAGAGAGACUUGACGAAAAUGCCUGGUCUUUUUGUCGCCUUUGAGAACGCGAUCAUCAGCGGGAUGCAGAAGAUCCUCUACAUUUCCGAGGCCAUGGCGAGGUCAGGCUCUGUGGAUGUUGUGACACAACCCCCUGCCAAACUGCUGCAGAUGGUGCGCACACAAUUCGUGUCGAGCGUCUAUAAGGCUCUCAGUGGCCUAGUCGAGAAUGCAGAACAUCCCACGUCUUCGGAAGAUGAGGACGAAUGGAUUACAGCUGGGUCGAUAGUGACACGAAGCCAAUUUGAUACGUCUCCAUCCCUUCUUAUUGCCGAUGCGGUUGAUGCACGGAACAGGAACGUGCGCAUCCUCCUUACGUUGUCGAACAUCAAGGCCUUCCAGGCCGAUCUCGUGCCACAACUGGUGGCCAACUUUGAAAAUUCGUUCUCGGUCCGACUGACUGAAGAAGCCAAGACCGUCCGCGAUGUACUCAACCAGAUCGAUGAUCGUUUGUUCCAGUCAUACACGAAGCCGACUAUCAGCGCGCUGAACUCGACGAUCGCCAAUUCCAUCACUGCCCCAGAAUGGGAACCGACGACGGCGCGACCCGAUCAAGUUCGCCCAUACGUUUACACGACGAUGUUGGACCUCGUGCUGGUGCAUACGGAGAUCACCACCACAAUUCCUUCCACCCUGUCUACCACCGCGACUCGCUCACCAUCAGCCGCCCAGUCCCCCCUGCUCUCGGUCGUCCUCACCUAUUUGCUGACCCAGGUCUCGACAUCGCUCCUGGCCGCUUUCAGUUCUCGGUCAUCGUACACACUUGCGGCCCUCAUGCAAGCCACUCUAGAUACCGAAUUCAUCGCCCAGACCAUGUCGCAAUUCUCUACGGAUGAAGCUUCCGCUAUCCAAAGCCAGAUCUAUGUUGAACUGGACCGGCGAACCACCCACGAGGCACGAGCACGACUUCAAUCAGAACUGGGCGAGAUGCGGGGCAUUCUGAAGCGGUUGAGGGAAAAGACCAAAGGAGAAUUUGCGUGCUUUCGAAAGCCGCGGAGCGGCGCCGGGCACAAACCAUCUGCCUAGCUUAGUCUGGGCAAUCCCGACGUAAAUCCUCACGGAUUACAAUUCAUUUGGACCAGUGUAACCUCUUGAUCUGUACAAAAUCAAACGUAGCCAU
This is a messenger RNA of Aspergillus sclerotioniger CBS 115572, 3346 nucleotides long. Its product is annotated as exocyst subunit SEC5. The transcript is spliced from 2 exons. Lineage: Eukaryota; Fungi; Ascomycota; Eurotiomycetes; Eurotiales; Aspergillaceae. Gene Ontology annotation, biological process: exocytosis; Golgi to plasma membrane transport. Gene Ontology annotation, cellular component: exocyst. The record is from RefSeq and is a predicted model, not a curated record. The coding region runs from base 133 to 3252 and encodes 1039 amino acids.